AUGGGGUUAUCAUUGUGCUUAGUUGUGUUCCAUCAUCUGCUUUUAAAGCUUCUGUUGACUAAUAUUGUUGUUGCUAAUAUGUCUUUUGCCUCUGUGCAACAGCAGCCAACUUGCCGUGAUAAAGAAAGGUCAGCACUGUUGCAGUUGAAGGAAAGCUUUGUCAUUACCAAAUCUGCUUCUGCGUUUGAAGGUCAUGUGAUUGGCCUUGAUCUUAGCAGUAGCUGUCUAUUUGGCUCUAUCAACUCCAAUAGUACCCUCUUCAGCCUUUUUCAUCUUCAAAUGCUUAGCCUUUCCGACAACCAUUUCAAUUUCUCUCAAAUUCCUGCUGCUAUUGGCCAACUGUGUGGCCUAAUUUAUCUCGACCUCUCUAUUUCUUUUCUUUAUGGCCAAAUCCCUUUGGAAAUUUCCAACUUGACCAAGUUGUCCUUCCUCGACAUGUCUUACAAUUAUGAUCCAGUUACUGAAGAAAAGUUUUUGAAGCUUAGAAAUCCCAACUUUGAAACACUACUUAGGAAAUUGACCAUGUUAGAAAUACUUGUUCUUAGUUAUGUAGACGUAUCAUCUAAGGUACCUGAUGCACUCACAAACUUCACUUCUUUAAAAGAAUUGCAUCUUAGAGAUUGUGAACUAUAUGGUGAUUUUCCUGCUAAAAUUUUUCGUUUGCCAAACCUACAGAGUUUGAAUUUGGAGCUCAAUGAGAAUCUCACUAGCCUUUUGCCUGAAUUCCAGAAAAAAAGCCCUCUGACAAGAUUAGAAUAG
Messenger RNA from Ziziphus jujuba (common jujube), 759 nucleotides. Its product is annotated as receptor-like protein 7. NCBI's taxonomy places the organism in Eukaryota, Viridiplantae, Streptophyta, Magnoliopsida, Rosales, Rhamnaceae. Bases 1 to 759 code for a protein of 252 amino acids. The record is from RefSeq and is a predicted model, not a curated record. The transcript has 2 exons. Gene Ontology annotation, molecular function: protein binding.